Messenger RNA from Stylophora pistillata, 744 nucleotides. RefSeq lists its product as uncharacterized. The record is from RefSeq and is a predicted model, not a curated record. NCBI's taxonomy places the organism in Eukaryota, Metazoa, Cnidaria, Anthozoa, Scleractinia, Pocilloporidae.
AUGACUCACAAAGCCACAAUAAGUAAGAGGCCUACUUUAUCAGCAACUGGAACUUACAACUACAAUCUUGCGAAAUGGCUUGAACAAAAACUGAAGCCACUUUCUCUAAAUGAGUAUACAAUCAUCGAUGCCUUCAGUUUCGCUGAUGAGAUUCGUACUCAUACUAUGAAUGAAGAUGACAUACUGGUCUCAUACAACAUCACAGCUCUUCUUACCAGUGUGCCUUUGGAUGAGACUAUCAAAAUCUUAGUCAACAAAGCCUUCACUGAUGAUUGGUUUAACAAAACCUAUGGCCUUAAUCUGCUACAGGAUCAGCUUGCUAGACUACUCGAAAUUGCCAUAACCAAUCAGCUUUUCCAGUUUAAUGGUCAACUUUACCAACAGAAAGAUGGUGUGGCUAUGGGCUCGCCCCUUGGUCCUCUAAUGGCCAAAGUCUUCAUGUGUCAUCUUGAAGAAAAGCUUACACACAAUGGCUUGAUGCCCCUGCAGUUAUACAAGAGGUACGUCGACGAUACCCUGGCUAGAAUGGCGAGUGCUGAUGCUGCUGCUGAGUUUCUUAGUAUCCUGAAUGGCCUACACCCCAGUCUAACUUUUACGAUGGAGUUUCCUGUGGAUAACAAGAUCCCUUUCAUCGGCAUUGAAAUCGUCAAGAACGGAACUAAACUUGGAACUCAAGUUUACAGAAAACCAACAAACACUGGAUUGCUACUGCACCUCCAAAGUCACACUGAUGUGACACUGUAA